Molecule: messenger RNA, 1159 nt
Organism: Gigantopelta aegis
Lineage: Eukaryota; Metazoa; Mollusca; Gastropoda; Neomphalida; Peltospiridae
Exons: 2
Coding region: 149-484 (111 amino acids)
Source: RefSeq, a predicted model, not a curated record
AAGUGGACGGUUGCGUAGAACAGGAAUUUGUGCACAAUUUAAAGGUGGGCCCAGUGCUGCACAGACAUUAAGUGAUGUUUUUGAUGUAACUGUCACUCCCGAAAACGAAUUAUUCGUCUGUGUCCAAUGUAGUUUGACGAUUCGUUCCAUGGACACAAAAAAACAACAAUUGUCAACUGUGGAGAUAAAAUUUAGAAAAGUUAAAAAACCAGGCUCAUACAUAGCCACAAAACUGCCAGCCACCCCAAGUGCCCGACAAACACCAAAGCGACAGAGAGUGAUACACACGCCAAGCAGGCAUACCAGUCGUAGAUCAAAGACUUUUUCACCUGGAGAAAAGGUGUCUACAUCUGUGAAGAGCAGUCAACUGCGACAGGCACUCAUCAACAUCAGCAAGUCCAAGUACCACACUGGAUUCCGUCGCCUGUUCAACAGCAGCAAGGCUGCAAAAAAGGCCGCCUUUCAGAGUGAUCAGUUUUGCUAAAACAUUCGGAAACAAAAACAAUAGUGGGAUUGAGGACAUCACCAACUUCAGUUGGGAAAUUGUUUUAAAAGAUGCAUGGCAUUUGUCCCCCCUUUGAUUAACAUCAUAAUAGCUGCAUUGACGAAGAAAGAAAACUGGAAAACAAUAACGAGAAGAAGGGGUAAAACAGUAAUUUCUGCUAAACCUCUUGUUGGGUCACUUCUGUGCAUUGUUGGUUUUGUUCGAAGCUACCAGUGCAAUAUACUUCAACGGAUGGUGUCAUUAUUGCUUUGGCUAGGAGGAUGCAAAACAAAGGUAAUGUAAAAAAAGCUUUUUGAUGUUUAUAAUGUUUAAAAUUGUGAAAGACACACACACACACACACACACACACACACACACACACACAUACACACACACACACACACGGAUCCAGGAGAAUUGUUGGGGACGAGUACACAACAAGGUACCCCUGCUGAUGUAAAGAUAUAACGGCCUUCCUCUAAGACUACGGCUCGGAAUGGUCAAAUAUUUGACACCCAAAAGCCGACGAUCAUUCAAAGCGCUCUAGUUUCAUCGUUACUCACCCCCAAUAAAUUUAAACUCUGUAAACCAAGUACCAUUUAAAACCUCACUAUUUACUUGGUCCCAUGGGUGUGCAGUUUACAGGUUUUAAAAAUUACUGUUUGCUAUUACAUA